Ipomoea nil (Japanese morning glory) is the source of this 3012-nucleotide messenger RNA. RefSeq lists its product as uncharacterized. Gene Ontology annotation, molecular function: catalytic activity. Lineage: Eukaryota; Viridiplantae; Streptophyta; Magnoliopsida; Solanales; Convolvulaceae. The record is from RefSeq and is a predicted model, not a curated record. The transcript has 8 exons. Bases 1 to 3012 code for a protein of 1003 amino acids.
AUGAGUUCAAUUUGCUGGAACUUCCGUGGACUUGGUGACCCACAGACAGUUCGUGAAGUUUUGGCCUUAGAAAUGAAGGUCAAGCCGAUGUUCAUAUUUUUAAUGGAAACUAAGGUGCGUCGUGAUCCUGCAGAAAGAUUGAGAAUGAAACUUAAUUUUGAUGGGCUCUUCUAUGUGGAUGUAGGUGGUCUGGGAGGUGGUUUAGCAUUAUUUUGGCGCGAAAUGGGAGUUGCAAGUCUUAUAAGCUAUUCCAAAAAUCACAUUGAUGUCCAUGUGCCGCUGCCUGGCAGCGACCCAUGGAAAUUAACAUGCUUUUAUGGAUUCCCGGAAAGAAGCCGCCGUCAACAAUCUUGGGACCUAUUGAGAUCUCUUCAAUCUAAAUCUGAUUUGCCGUGGCAAGUGGCCGAUGAUUUUAAUGAUAUUGCAACCCCCAAUGAGAAGCGUGGUCAGCACCCCCAACCUACGUCACUUAUUAGUGGGUUUAAUUAUAUGUUAGAGGAUUGUGGCUUUAUUGAUCUUGAUGUCAUCACGUAUGACCAUUCGGCUAUACACAUCGAAAUCAAAGGACCAAGUAUUGCGAGACAGCGUCGCAAGUUCAUGUUUGAAAAUGCAUGGUUGAAAGAAACAGGGUGCAAAGAUAUUGUAUUGGGAGCGUGGAAUGCAUCUGUUGGUGAUAUUGUUCCUUCCCGUCUAAAUAUUUGUGGGGCUUCUCUUAAGAGUUGGGGUGGUAGCUUCACAAAAAGGACCGAAAAGGAGAUUGCUCAUCUUCAAUCACGACUGAAUGAUUUGAGGGAAAAGUGUGAUGCAAACUCUCUUAAUUUAUUCCGUGAUGUUUAUGGUAGAUUGCAUGAGCUUUACGACCAACUAAAUAUUUUCUGGCGUCAAAGGGCAAAAACAUACUGGUUAAUGAAAGGGGAUACUAAAGGGGUCUGCAUGGAUAAUAUGCUACGUGACUUUGUUCCUAAAAUAUCUGUUGCGGAUAACAACAAUCUCCUAUGGCCUUUUAUUGUUGGUGACGUUAAGGAUGCAUUAUUCAGUAUGGACCCGGAUAAAUCACCGGGUCCUGAUGGUUUUAGUCCAGCAUUCUUCCAAUAUUUUUGGAGUGAAAUUGGUGAUGAUGUGGCCCGGUUUAUUAUUGAUUGUACGAAAGGGAGUCAGUUUCCAGAAGGGAUGAACGAUGCAAUAAUCACUUUAAUUCUUAAGAGGACAGUGCCUACUACUAUGGGUGAGUUGCGUCCAAUCGCACUAUGCAACGUUAUUUAUAAGAUCCUUUCAAAAAUGUUGGCAAAUAGACUAAAGGAGAUUCUAGAGAAAAUUAUAUCACCAUCUCAGAGUGUUUUUUUAUCGGGAAGUCUUAUUACCGAUAAUGUGUUUGUUGCCUCGGAGGUUAUUCACUAUUUGAAUCGCAAGAGAGGAGGUAGAGAUGGAUGGUGCGCUCUCAAGUUGGACAUUGCUAAAGCAUACAGAGUUAGUGUUAAUGGUGAACUAUCCGACUUUAUUGUUCCAUCCUGUGGUCUAAGACAAGGGGAUCCCUUGUCCCCAUACUUGUUCAUUUUAUGCGCAGAAGGCCUAUCCCAUUUAUUAUCCAGCGCAAUGCAGCGUGGUGUUAUUUCGCCAUAUAUUGUAGUAAGAAGGGCACCCAGAAUUUCACAUUUGUUUUUCGUUGACAACAGUCUUCUCUGCUUUAAAGCUACGGUGGCGGAGACAAAUGCAAUAAAGAGCUGCUUAACGUGUUACGAGCGUAUUUCGUGCCAAGUAGUAAAUUAUGGUAAAUCUUGUAUUAUUUACAGCAAGAAUACUGAAACGGUAAGAAGAAAUGAUGUAGUGGUUGUUUCUAAUGUUGAGCAGGCUGGUAAUAUCUGGAAAUAUCUUGGUUUGCCAAUUGGGAUAAGACGCAAUAAAAGAGAGGUGUUUUCCAUCAUUGAAACUAAGCUGAAUCAACACUUAGGAGGAUGGCGUAAGAAGAUUCUUUCUCGUGCUGGGAAAGAAGUUCUUCUUAAAAGCGUUGCCCAAGCGCUACCAACCUAUACUAUGAGCAUAUACUUUUUACCCGGUGAAAUUCCAAAGGAAAAAUCCUGCUCUAGUAGUUUUACAAAUACUAAUUCUGGCGAAAGUUCUUCAAAGGAGAAUAGUUCUGGAAGUUUAGAGGAAAACCCAAUCCUAGUAGUGCUGGUGAAAGUUCAAAGGAAAAUAGUUCUGGAAGUUCACCGAGGAGAGAAAUUCAGUUGUAGUAGUUCUUUGAAGGAAGGACAGGAAGUUUUCCAGUGCGGUUACUUUAAAAGGAUAGGGAAUGGAGCUGAUAUGAAUGUUUGGAAUCAGCCAUGGUUACCAAAUGAUGAGAACUCAUUCAUCCAAACCCCUAUCCAGAAUCACGGUGAGAAUAUGAAUGUCAAUGAUCUGAUUCUAAAUGAUACACAUGACUAUAACGUGGAGUUGCUCAACAGUUUGUUUGACAACCGUGAUGUUGAACUCAUUAUGAAGAUUCCGGUUUCUUGCAACUUUGAAGAUCAUUGGUGUUGGAAGGGAGACCUACGUGGUUUAUACUUUGUCAGUCGAGGAUAUCGUCUUUUGUCCGGGGAAGUCGCUGGAGGAAAUCGUAAUGGAGCAUGGCAGGCCAUAUGGCGAUUGAAAAUCCCUCCAAAUAUUCGGAAUUUCUUGUGGCGAUAUCUUCAUGGUGUUGUACCUACGUUAGUAGGGUUACCUAAACGUCGGGUGGAGGUAGAUACUGUGUCGAUGAAGAAUUUGGUUGUUGGCUCUCAAAUCGUCUGUUGGAUAGUGACAAGUCGAUGGCUCCUUAAUGAAUGGCACGAUCUAGAUGAGACAGUGGCGCCCAGUGAUACUCAACAUAUGGCUACUCCAGAAGUUAUGACUAUUAUUCCAAACGAUGGAGUUGCGGUGUACGUGGAUGCUACGGUAUUUCCGGCCUCUGGCCAUGCCAGCUAUGGAAUUAUCAUUCAUGACUGCAUGGGUAAUUAUGUUGAAGCCAAGAAUUGUAAUUUAUAUUGUAAUUAA